Triplophysa dalaica is the source of this 2150-nucleotide messenger RNA. It is a transcript of the gene klf2a, whose product is annotated as Kruppel like factor 2a. The coding region runs from base 300 to 1454 and encodes 384 amino acids. The transcript is spliced from 3 exons. The record is from RefSeq and is a predicted model, not a curated record. NCBI's taxonomy places the organism in Eukaryota, Metazoa, Chordata, Actinopteri, Cypriniformes, Nemacheilidae. Gene Ontology annotation, molecular function: RNA polymerase II cis-regulatory region sequence-specific DNA binding; DNA-binding transcription factor activity, RNA polymerase II-specific. Gene Ontology annotation, biological process: regulation of transcription by RNA polymerase II.
UCACCAUCCAACACAAGACGAAAGGCACACACGCCGUAAAGCGACAGCAGAUAUAUACUGGGGCUAAAAUUAGGGACGGGUAGUGCGUAUUUCCUCCGCUUCGUACAAUUGGUCCAGCUUCCACUGCGUGAUAUUUAUAAGAUAAGGUCUUGCUCUUACUCGUACUUGCUACAUGAGUUUGAAACAUAAGUGUGUAGGAGCAGAAACCGAGUUGUAGUUCACUGCAACCAACGUUUCUUAGAGGGAUUGCGACUGGUCCCUAAACAUAAGAUUUGUGUUAUCUACUGGGACGACUGGAAAUGGCUUCAAGUGGGACGAUUUUACCCUCAAUUUCCACAUUUUCAGUGCAGAAGGAGAAAUACUGGGAAAACAGAUGGAAGGAUGAAAUAGACAGGUCCGUGCAUUCCUUCUGCCUUGCUGACAUAUCCAACAUGGACAACCUCUGCAGAUCAACAGACGACGAAGAUCUGAGCAAAUAUUUGGAUCUGGAGUUUAUUCUGGCCAACACCGCCUGUUCAGAUCUUGGGAUGGGUGUGGGAGGCGAGUACAGAAUGCAAGAGUCCCGCAACAUGUACAACACACAAGCUCCCAGCACCCAGUACGCGGUGCCCGAGAUGAACCCUUCACCACCACCGUACAGUACCAGCCUGAUGGCUGAGCUUCUGCAAUCUGAUAUCGACACCUACUGCCAGCCACCUGUGCCUACCAACAUCCAGGGAAGGUUUUUGGUCAGGUCUGCCUUCCCCACUCAGGACAUUUCGGAGUGUAUCAAAACGGAGCCGUGCAUGGACAAUUACGGACCCGUCAGGGGAAUGGUUCCCAAAGUCAAACAGGAGGGAAGCGGAGCGUGCAUGAGAUCGUACGAGCAGCCUAGGCUCGCCAACUCUCCGCAGGGCGCGGGGAGCAUGACCCCUCCGCAAAGCCCCGCGGAGCUCAUCAACACGGACUGUCAGUCGCAGCUGUGCCACGCCAUGACGUUUACGCAGGGUUACCAAGGCAACGCGGGGUUCCCCCACGCCGCGCCUCCUCAGAUGCAACUGGCAUACCCAAGCGCGCAUCACUUCAGGGUGUGUGACGACGGGCUCGGGAUGCCCAGCGCCAACCAAAGAGUGUUGCUGACCCCUCCGUCAUCCCCGCUGGAGAUGGAAGCCAAACCGAAGAGGGGGAGACGCACGUGGCCGAGGAAGAGGACGGCUUCUCACACGUGCACUUAUUCGGGAUGCGGCAAGACGUACACGAAGAGUUCCCACCUGAAGGCGCAUCACAGAACGCACACAGGCGAGAAGCCCUAUCAUUGCAGCUGGGAAGGUUGCGGUUGGAAGUUCGCCCGUUCCGACGAGCUCACCCGCCACUUCCGCAAGCACACCGGACACCGACCCUUCCAGUGUCACCUGUGCGAGCGCGCCUUCUCCAGGUCCGACCAUCUGGCUCUCCAUAUGAAGCGUCACAUGUAGGAACAUGACUCGGACAUUUGGACUAAAAGCACUGAACAAUGAGCAUCGCGGAAGACGUUCAACGCAAGCAUUUUCUAUUUAACGUGUCCAAGAAGAAUCGUGAACUGACUUGACAUGUAGUCAUACAUUAUGUAGCUGGCUCUACACUUCCAUUUUUUUUUAACAAAAAGAAACAACCAAAUGUAUUGUAUCCAAAGAGCUUUACAAAUGCCAAACAAGUUCAACUCACGUUAGGCUGGACCUGAACCUCAUGCAACUGGAACUAUAUUAUAAAAUGUGUUUUUUCUUAACAUGAUGUGCUGAACAUCACGAUAGUGCCUUGUUGUAUACAUCUCACGAGUGCCCUCUUGGCAUCUUUUAAAAUGUAUGCUAAUGUUUGACAAAAGACUAAAUAAGCUUAUGAGACAACGUUUUUCUAUUUCAAAACUGCCUUAAGUUGGCCUCAAAGCAGGCGUUAACUGAAUGUUUGAAGUCAUUUGUGCAUUUAUCUACGUAAACAUUUACAAAUCAGGGUCUUACGGUUGUUUUGUUCCUUUUUUAACGUAUUCUUACAAUUCAUGUUUUUAAAAGUGCAUUUUAGACGACAUAAGGGCUAUUUGCGAGUUCCUCUGGAGAAAACUUUCUAUGACUUGUACAUAAUUUAUACACUGUAUAUAUUGUAUUUUAUGUAUAUAUUAAACUUAAUUGAGAUAUAAA